ACCAGGACUAUCACUACCUGAUAAAUGUAAAGUUGUUCUGCUGUCAGAGGAAGCAGAUCUUUUACUCCAGUAAAAGGCAGUUGUUGAAGGUAACUGUACAUUUACUCUAGAACAAUCGUGAGGUACUUUACUUGAGUAUUUCCAUUCUGUGCUACUUUAUACUUCUACUCUACCUUUCAGAGGCAAAUGUUGUAUUUUUUACUUCACAACAGCUGGAGUUACUUAACCGAUUAAGACUUUACAAAUAAAACACAUGAUCACUUUCUAAAUAUAAUACUUCAACAUUAAAAAGUUAAAGCAUCUGUAAUAAUAUUCCUCUAAUAUGAUGUAGGCCUAUAAAAUAAUAUUGCUCUCUGAAAUGAACCCAACAAGUACUUUUACUUCAUCAAGUUAUGUACAUUUUGCAGUUACUACGUUUUUACUUCCCUGAAAUCUUAUAUUCGUAGGAUUUUUACUUGUAACAGUAUUUUUGUACAGUCAAGAAAUAUUCUGCCUUAAAUAAAUUUGACUGAAGUAUCAAAGUACUGUGCAUUAUAAUCAUUGAUGCAUUAAUGUGUACAUUACUUCAAUGUCGCAGCUGGUAAAGGAGCCGCUAAUUUUAAUCACUUUAUAAUUUAUACUGCAUGGUACUUUAGCUCUUAUCUGAUCUUAAUACUAUAUAAUAAUGUAUUUGUUGAUUGUAUUUUGUAUUACUAAUCUUAAUCAGAGUAACUUAAGGUGUCGAAUGAAUGUAGUGAAAGUACAAUAUCUCCCUCUGAAAUGUGCAGUAGAAGUGAGUUAUUUUCUUCUGUUAUCUAUAACCGACUAAACUAUCUUUCUUUGGUGCGACUGCGCUUCAUUGUCCCUUUCCUCCUAACCUCACAGCUCAUUGAUGAUGAUGAGGAUGGUGAUGAAGGGAACACACACUCUCCAGGCUUCUUUGACGAUGCCACUGAAGACCUGGAGCGCGAGGAGCACAACGACGGCAACUCACAGGAGGACGACAACAGGGGAAACGGUCCACCGAGGAGAUUCAGUAGAACCUGCCUGAGGAAUUUCUUCACGGUGGUGCUCAUCUUCAUCUACCUGCUGCUGACGGGCGUGGCGGUGUUCCUGGCCUAUCAGACCAUCUCGGACUUUUUGGAGAAACUCAACCACCCUGUUAUGUCCGUCACCUACAAAGAGGUCGACUUCUUUUCAGCACCAGGUAUCGCUCUGUAUCCGGGCAAAGCUCGGCUGUUGAGCUGCAAACAUCACGACCACGACUACAUCCCACCUUUAGUGGACCCGGGAAAGCCUCAAGAAGGAGACUGCAGGAUUACAAACGUGACUUACUUCGGGCCGUUUACCAAUCAGACGGAGAAAACAGCUGUGGUGGUCCGCGGCCCAACUGACGUCAGAAGCAAAGAGUUGAUCUUCAUGCAGUUCAGUCACAAUGAAACAGAAGAGGACUUCAGCGCCAUCACUUACAUGCUUUUUGCCAAGUUUAGUGACUUGGCUGACAGUGCGAAUAAAUCACACUUCAUGAGGGAUUGUGAGAGGAAUUACUCCAUGUGGACUUUCUCUGGAGGGUUCAGAACCUGGGUCAAGAUGUCUUUCGUGAAGACGUCUGGGAAAAACAAUGAAGCUGUCGAGUUUCGUCAGGAGUCCGCUGUGGUGAAAUUCAAUGACAAAAGGCCCGAAUCAGAGAAAACCAAUCAGCUCUUCUUCGCCGUCUUUGAAUGGCGGGAUCCUUAUAUGCAAGAAAUCCGACUGAUCGUGACGGCAAAUCCCUGGAACUCUGUCGCCAUUCUGUGUGGCGUCUUCAUGGCUCUCUUCAAGGCUGCAAAUUUUGCCAAACUCACGAUUCAGUGGAUAAUCAGAAUGCGUAAGAGGCAUCUGAGGAACAAAACUCGGGAACUGAACCAAAUAAACUGAAACGUUUUGCAGAAAAACACUGAUGACACAAUCUGACAAGAUCCGAAUCAUCCAAGUGGGUUUUAUUUUCACAAGUCUGUGAUUUUUUUUUUUUUUUUAGGUCAAUACUUAAUAAUCUUUUAAUGAUUGGUAAAUAUUCUCCACACUAGGGAAUGUUUAUUCAUAACAUGUUUUAUAGAUACAGGGAUAUGCUCUAACUGAAUACUAUGAUGGAUUAAUCAUUUCCAAAUAAUGACCAGUUUGACAAGAAUUUAGUGAAUUGUUACUUGUUGCAUUUCAAAAUAUGCUUUGUACGCACGUAAAAUUGUUGCUGAAAGCUGAGGCACUCAAAAUGUUUUAGGGUUUGAGAGCUUUAUAAACGAUGCUUUAAGGUUUGUCCGUUUCAUGUGUAAAACUAAGUAAAUGUGAACUUUGGUCAAAACGUUGCUGGAUUUUAUAAUCGUAUUAUAAAGGGAAUAUUGGAGUAUUUUAUCUUUCUGUCCUACUUUUCUUUCAAGAAAAUAUCCCGUUUGAGUUACAAUGCAUUAGAAAUAUAUUGAUAACUCUAAAGGGAUUAUGAUGAACUACUUUUCUUCUGUCAAAGUGAUCUGCCGUUUUAUUUUUGUUUAAAUCUGUGCUGCCUGAACUUUGUCUUUGUCUAUUGUUUUGAUUUGAAAAUAAUGUAAAAAAUAUAACGCUAUAUACAUUGUUGUUAAAGUUCACUUGAAUGAAUGUCUUAAUUGUGUCGUUUUUCAAGAUUGUAUUUCACACGCUAUGUUGUUAGAAAUGUUGGAAAAUAAAAUGUUAUAUUUCUGUCUGAA
Messenger RNA from Anarrhichthys ocellatus (wolf-eel), 2696 nucleotides. RefSeq names its product proton activated chloride channel 1 (gene pacc1). NCBI's taxonomy places the organism in Eukaryota, Metazoa, Chordata, Actinopteri, Perciformes, Anarhichadidae. The coding region runs from base 760 to 1896 and encodes 378 amino acids. The record is from RefSeq and is a predicted model, not a curated record. The transcript has 7 exons.